GCCUCACUCAGCGAGUGCACCUUCCAACGGCCGCAAACAAAAAAAGUAAACAACCCGUGUAGCCCAGCCCAAUCCAUCCCAUCCAGACAUAACUUAUCCAAUACCAACUCAACGUAAGACAAGGCGUCAAACCGCGUUUCCUUCCGUUUGUUGCUCCCUUUUUUUUGCUCGAAUAACCAUUUCAGCUUCAAUUUUUUUGUGUCUCCUGUAUCUUCCCGUGUUUCCGUCACCAUGAACGCGAUUUUCAACUUCCUGUCAUCACCGCUCAAGCAGCCCGCAGAGAGACCUCCACCCUCCAGCAUGCCACUUACCGCCUCGCGACCGAGUUUGUCGCCAAGAGAGCAACGCCUUGCCAAACGCGCUGCGGAUAGGUUUUCGGAGCCGGCAGGUCGCAGUCCCCGCUCGCGUCUGAGUAACGUUUCUCUUGCAUCGACGGACCACGAUAACACCGCCGAGAUUUCUGUCGUUAGUCGACGACGAGAAACCAUCGCCAUGGCCCCACCGCCGAGCGUUAAGAAGCGCAUCAGCACGUCUGCGCGCUCGUCGCCGAUACAUAGACGAAAGUCUAACGGAUCUGUUUCUCGCGUCGCGUCAUCGCCCGCCGUCCGAUCUUCCCCUAGAAGGCGAGAAUCGGCUGAGCUUGGAGGAUUUUCGCCGGCCUUCGCCACGUCACCAGCCUCAACCCCCAAGAGGGGCAUUAAUGGAGUUUCUCGAACCAGCGAGGAGGCUAAGAGUCCUAGAAGGUCCUCGAGGGCCUCGCGCGUGACGGAACCGCAAUCAAAUAGCAAAGCACAGAGAGAGAAGACGCCCGAGGAACAGCCCGAAGAGGCGCAUUCUAAAGAAGAAGAGGCGCAAGUUGACGAAGAGAGACACGAAUUCGAUAGUAUCACGGAUCAUCGCUGGGCCGAGAACGAAAUUGAGCUUCGUAUGCAAUGGAAAGAUGGCGAGAGCUCCUGGAUCUCAGAGGAGCUUCUUCAUACCGACAACCCGCAGGCGCUUUUUGCGUAUUGGCGCUCGCAGCCUGACGGGCGACCUAAGAACCCCGAAGAUGACGAGGUCUACCAGGUUUUCGCGAUUCGAAAGCACCGCGUACGUAAGGGUGUACCGCAGGUCCAGGUCGAAUGGGUAGGCUACGGCGCAUCCGAAAACACUUGGGAGGACCAGGACUACAUCGAAACGGUCGCGCCCAAGCUCGUCGACGCUUAUUUUGACCAAGUUAAGGGCAAGGGCAAGGGCAAGAGUCAGACGAAGAGCAAGCCGAAGAGCACAGCGAAGCCCAAGGCUCCCGCGAAAACCAAAGCCCAGGCAAAGACUUCGGCUCGCGGCGUGACUAGAAGCAGCGCAAGGGUCUCGAAGCGAUAAAGAAUUACACUGGAAUACGAUUGGAACUGGUUGGUUGUAUUAUUUGACUUAAAACGGUUGUGGAAGUUCGUUUGAAGGAGCUACUGGAUGCAGGAUGCUGGCGGUCCAGAUGAAAAUGGGUACCUUGCCUGAGAUGAUGGAAAUGAACAUUGUUUGGACUGUAAUUAAUUAUCAUCGGAGUGGGAACAAUAAGCAAACUGCAUUUCUUGUCA
Molecule: messenger RNA, 1574 nt
Organism: Fusarium oxysporum Fo47
Lineage: Eukaryota; Fungi; Ascomycota; Sordariomycetes; Hypocreales; Nectriaceae
Product: chromo domain-containing protein
Exons: 2
Coding region: 232-1362 (376 amino acids)
Source: RefSeq, a predicted model, not a curated record